CUCUCUCUCUCCCUCUCUCUCUCUCUCUCUCGUAGUUUUCAAAAACUUUGUCACUCUAAAAAAAAAUGGGAAGGCAUUCUUGCUGCUACAAGCAGAAGCUGAGAAAAGGCCUCUGGUCGCCGGAGGAAGACGAAAAGCUCGUCAACCAUAUCACCAGAUACGGCCAUGGCUGCUGGAGCUCUGUCCCAAAACUUGCAGGGCUGCAAAGGUGCGGCAAGAGCUGCCGGCUGAGAUGGAUCAAUUAUCUGAGGCCUGAUUUGAAACGUGGCACGUUUUCGCAGGAGGAGGAGGAUUUGAUCGUCGACCUGCAUUCUGUCCUUGGAAAUCGGUGGUCACAGAUUGCGGCGCAGCUGCCGGGGAGAACGGAUAAUGAGAUCAAGAAUCUUUGGAAUUCGUCGAUCAAGAAGAAGCUCCGCCUGAAGGGAAUCGACCCGACGACCCACCGCCCGCUUUCCGACGACAUUAGCGACGCCCGCCGCGAUACGGCGGCGGCGGCGGGCGGCGCCGCCGAUAAGGCGUCGCAGGGCUCCAGCGAGCUCAGCUUCGACAGCCACGGCGGCGGAAUUUCAGAAACUCGAUCAGCCUCCGAUCGGAUACUGCUCAAUAGACUUGUCGGCAAGCCACCGGCGGCGGCGGCGGCCGCCGCCGCCGCCGAUGAGCUGUCCGGGCUGCUCUCCUUCAAUGCCGCAGUGAUUCCGAUGACGCCGCCGGACGCCAAUAUCUUCUUCGGCGCGCCGCCGCCGCCGGAUUUUUCAAUUUCUUCCCCUGACGUAAAUCUCCCUUCCCAAAUCCUCCCCGGCCCGGCCCGAAUAAAGCCCGCCGACGACGUCGAGAAUUGGGGCUCCGGCGCCGGCAGGGCGACUAAUGUAAGCGCGGCCAGCAUUCCCUUUCCGUGGACGGCGGCGCCGGCGACGAAGACUGAGAAAGAUAGUCCAUUUAUGGAGUGGGCCGAUUAUUUGCAACUACAAGCUCCAUAUUUAUUGGGAAAUCCGACGGUUCAAGAUCACCAACAAAACCCGUACGGACCGCCGUUCGCCAUGGACGGACCUCUCACCGCCGCCGCCGCCGCCACGUGGCAUCAAAAUCCGGGGCAGAGCCAAUUCCAGCGUCUCCCGGGAGCUCAAUUCCACCAAUUCUCGACAUGAUUAAUUAAUAAUUUAAUUAAUUAUUAAAUUUCACGAAAAGUGUGCUUUCUUGUGUAGAACAUAAUCAGCCAUCAAACAUUCCUUCGAUAUCAAUUCCCAAUCUGUAAAUAACCAUCCCCCAUCACAACCCUUUUUUUUUUCUUCUUCUCUUUCAAUGUGCAGUGAUGA
Molecule: messenger RNA, 1313 nt
Organism: Andrographis paniculata
Lineage: Eukaryota; Viridiplantae; Streptophyta; Magnoliopsida; Lamiales; Acanthaceae
Product: transcription factor MYB61-like
Exons: 3
Coding region: 66-1145 (359 amino acids)
Biological process (GO): regulation of stomatal movement
Source: RefSeq, a predicted model, not a curated record